AUGCGUCUAUACAUGUCAAUCAUUCAUGUGGCACAAGGCAUAUUUUCUGAUAAUCGUAAAACAACGGUUAAAAUCAAUAAAAAUGUCUUUUGUUCAAUAGGCAUAUCAUUCAAUCAGCCGAAGUUUUCUCCAUGUGCAUACUGGAAUCAAAAUGGAACGUUUUUCGCUAAUGCCAGCUCAAGGCCGUUUGGUUUAUUCGUCAAUGUGAACAACAGUGUUUAUGCCUCUGAACAAGACACCAACCGUUUUCAGGUAUGGUCCAGUUUAGGUGGCACUCCAAUUAGAACAGCAUCUGCUGCCCUAUCCAAUCCGGCUGGUAUCUUUGUUCACAGCAAUGGUAAUAUUUAUAUUGACAAAGGUGAUCUUGGUACGGUUGCCAAGUGGACUCCCAACUCAACUAGCAGCAUCGACGUGAUGAAUGUCGAUGCGCAGUGCAUGGGAAUUUUUGUUGACAUCAACAAUAUUCUCUAUUGUAGCGCUAGCGACAGCCACAAAGUAUUUAAACGAGCACUGAAUUCAAGUACAAUAAAUGCUACUAUUGCUGCAGGCAAUGGUACUUGUUCAUCGCAAACAAAUACGAUUUGUUAUCCCCAUGGAGUUUUUGUUGACAAUAAUUUCACUUUAUAUAUAGCUGAAUACGGGCAAGAUAGGAUAAGCCGCUUUAGGAAGGGUGAGCUGAAUGGAACUGCUCUCGUUGGAAGCACGGUACCAGGAACAUUUCAUUUAUCUUCUCCGAUGGGUGUUGUGCUUGAUGGGGAUGGAUAUCUCUUCAUUGUCGAUCAAGGAAAUGAUAGAAUUGUUGGAUCAGGACCACUUGGAUUUCAAUGUAUAGUCGGAUGCUCUGGUAGCAGUGGCUCAGCACUCAAUCAGUUGCAGGGUCCACGGUCACUGGCUUUCGAUACCUAUGGAAAUUUAUAUGUGAGCGAUCGAGAAAAUGACCGCAUCAUGAAAUACACUUUGUUUAACAGCUCAUGUGUUUACACUACCACUACAUCAACCACAUCACCAACAAAAACGAAAUCAACAUCAACAACGUCAACACCGUCAGCAGCGUCAACGACAUUAACAUCAACCACAUCAACAACAGAAACGACAGCAACAACGUCAACACCGUCAGCAGCAACCACGUUAAGAAGGAAAACGACAUCAGCAUCGUCAACAACAAGUUCCACAGCAACGUCAAUAACAUCAUCAGUGUUGAUGACUGUUUUCCUUCCUCUUUCUUUUGUCUUUCUGUUUCUGUCUAUGCGCAUGAUUUGA
Molecule: messenger RNA, 1260 nt
Organism: Adineta ricciae
Lineage: Eukaryota; Metazoa; Rotifera; Eurotatoria; Adinetida; Adinetidae
Source: the annotation of a GenBank genome assembly